AUGGCUUCGUGGCUGUUGCUCCCCUUCUCCUCCUUCCCGUGGCCUACCCCGCCCCCACCCGACUCCUCCUCUUGUCGCGGCAGCGACAACGAUGGUGGUGGAGACAGCGGCUAUUGGAGGCUGACCGUCGUCGUAGCCUUCGCAGGCGCGCAAGUCGGCUGCGCUCUUCGUCGCCGCUUCGCCGACCUCCUCCGCUCACCGGAGGUGCGACAUCUUGAUGCCUUGACGAAAAUGGGUAGCUUUUGGUUUGAAGGAUCAGAAUUGUUUACAACAUUCCACAUUCUUGCCGCGAUAGGGCAUGUGUUCUCUGCACCUUAUGUUUGCAGCUCUGCUCUGUUCAGUGGGAAUGGGUCAGGGGGUAGAUACAUUAGUAACGAGAAGUUGUUGUCCAGACAACCUCGUGGAAUCAAUUCCAAGAAGAGGCUCUAG
Messenger RNA from Zea mays, 429 nucleotides. RefSeq lists its product as uncharacterized. The transcript has 2 exons. Bases 1 to 429 code for a protein of 142 amino acids. The record is from RefSeq and is a predicted model, not a curated record. Lineage: Eukaryota; Viridiplantae; Streptophyta; Magnoliopsida; Poales; Poaceae.